Messenger RNA from Coregonus sp. 'balchen', 6606 nucleotides. The record is from the annotation of a GenBank genome assembly. NCBI's taxonomy places the organism in Eukaryota, Metazoa, Chordata, Actinopteri, Salmoniformes, Salmonidae.
AUGACUCAGUCUGUGCACGUCAACCCAAAGCUGCCUGGUAAGCACAUUUCACCGAUAUCCACUUUAUUAGACGUUCAGUUCCAGCUGGUAUUUAUCAAGUCAUUAUGUGUUAACAAUGGAUCAUGUCUGGGACUUGAAGAAAUUCAACAGAUUUGAUAACUGUUGUUGUAAUGUUUUCCUGCGGCCUGCAGAUCUGGGCACACCGUUUCUAUUCUCCAGUCAGGAAGAGGCGGAUCAACAGGGCUCUUAUUCGGUCCAAACUCCGUAUGGCUUCCAACUGGACCUGGACUUCCUCAAGUAUGUGGAGGAGAUAGAAAGCGGCCAACACGUCCGCCGGGCACCCGUCAACACUCGCAGGUCAUCCCGGGGGGUCAAAGUCUCCCAGCGGAGCCCGAGUGUGGGGGGACGAGCCAGCGGCUGGACCUCCACAGAGUCCCUCUCCUCACCCGCCAGCGAAGAUGGUCGUGCGCCCCCUCCUCCGCCCCCACGGAAUCGCAUCGGCUCCGCUCCCAGUGAGGGGCAACCCCUGUCCCCGCUAUCUGUCCUUAGCCCCCCCCUCUCUGCUGGCACCAAAGUGCCACCACCACCUCCGCUACGUAACCCCAGGGUAGAGAGGACUCUCCUGGAGACCAGCCUGCGACUGCAGCAGGAGCAGAGCCACCAGCACCAAAAUGUCACCUGUUUCCAACUCUCUGACCCACCAAGGCAAAGCCCCAGGGCUGUCCCUACCCAUGUUACCCCAGCUAGUGCAGCAGCCACAGUAGAUGGCCAGCCCUUGCACCUGUCCUCUGCCACCCCCAGCCCAUCUCAGAGUAGCUUGACCAGACCCAGUCCCCACUCCUCCGGUAGGAGCACCCCAGCCUCUAGCACCGGAAUGGCUUCUCUGCCGCCCAGCCAGUUGCAGACGGUGAGAGAGCAGAUGGCCACUGCCCUGAGGCAACUGAAGGAAAUGGAGGAGCGAGUGAAAGGCGUCCCAGUGCUGGAGAGAGAGGUGGCCAAGCUACGUGCUGAGAAAGACAUGCUCCUUCUGGCACUGCAGGAGAAGAAGACCUUGGCGGCCCAACAACAGGCUACAACAGUAGUGAGCAGUACUACCACCACCACGGUGGACGCAGGCACACAGAGUCCGGAACGUCCUCCUUUUUCCCCCAAGAGUCCCAGAAGUCCCAAGAGUCCCAGCAAAGUAGGGGACCUCAGAAAGCUGACAGAGAAGUUUGAAGGCAAGACAGAGAAAGAAGGAGCACAUUCUGAGAAGGUUCCGGAGAAGGUUGUGGAGAAGAAGUCUGUGGCCGUCGGGGACGACAUGUUGCUGGACGCCGGGGUCUUCUACUACAGCCAAGGUGUCAAGGAUGCCUCAGAGGGCACGCCACAGGUGGACGUCUGUGAGAAAUGUGUGGCCACGGAGGCACCGGCCGUCCGCGAGGAGGGGGUGCAGGUUGGGGUGGUGACAGAGGAGGCCUCAGUUUGGGUGAUGGAAUCCCAGCUGGGGCUGAGCAGUGAGGCCCAGAGGGAGAUCGACACCCUACAGGACACCAUCAAGUUCCAGCAGGAGUCCAUCUUGGCUCUGGAGGGGCGACUUGGCCAGGCUGAUGAGGACCUGGCGGUGCUCAAAGCCCAGGAGCAUGAGAGGAAAUCCAAGGCAACGUCUGAGAAGGGGGUCCUUGCCAAACCAGACUUAGCCCAUGCCCAAGUGGGGACUGAAGCCUCUACAACGUCCACGCCAGCUUCACAGCAUGUCGCAGUCUCCUGUUGUCCUGAGGUGGUUGACGCUUGUGUAGGUGAGGAUUUGAGAGCCGGACAUUACGACCAGAGCACUCAGACUGACUCUGUGAAGAGCCCUGCAGAAGAGGAACCAACCCCAGUAGCACUGGUCAGCACUGAAAGUCAAUGGGAGAAUCUGUACGAAGAGGAGACUAUAGGGCAGAAAGCUCCAAUCACUGCGCUGAAGAAGAGACAGAUGACCAUUGCGGAGUAUAAGGUCACCCCUGGCGAGGAGACGGUCAGUUUAGCCGAAGGAAAGGGAGGGAAAGAGGAGGAAAUGGCGCCCAGGACACCCACAACUCCAACAAUGGUUGAAAGUGAGUGCCACGUGUAUUUAUUUACUGUUAUACAAUAGUUCUUCAUAUAGAAGAUACAUUAUUCCCCCACACUAAUAAAGCAGGUAUAAAAUAAUAUAGAAUUCAAUGUAGUAGCAUAUUGGUUGGGUCACUCACCGAAUCCGUUGUUGCCACAGGUAUGCUGAAAUCCAUCAUGAAGAAGAAGGAUGGGAGUAGUUCCGGGGAAUCACGCAGCAGUGGCAAGAAGAGCUUGCAGUUUGUUGGCAUUCUCAACGGGGGGUAAGUGGUGCUUUGCCAUCAAUUAAUGUGCAAAAAUCAGCACAUAUUACCAUCACACUGAUAGUACACAGGGCAUAUUAGAAGAAAGUUAUGACCAAUGUUAAAGAUAACUAGCUAGACUUGUGCUUCUGUCCAGGUAUGAGUCGACAUCUAGUGAAGAGGAGGAGGAGGAGGAAGAGGAGUGUUCCUCGGGCGGCAGUGAAGUGGAUGAUUGCUCAGACAGUAGUGAUGACGAAGAUGCAGAGGCAGCUCUGGAGGAGACCUCUGAUGAAGAGAGGAACAUUAAUAUGGACGACACCGAUAGUGAUGAUAUGGCCUUAGCAGCAGGGACUGGAGCCACUGAGGACAGUUCAGAUGCAGUGAAAGAGAAGUAUGCUUGAUUACAACUACAGCUCAGAGAACUGUAAUUGUUGGCAGAUAACAAUUUUAAAGGGAUAGUCAACAGAAUUUUCAUAAUUUGUUGAAAGUUUGCUUUCCUUGAAAGAAGUCUGUUGGGAGUAAAAUUGUAAUCUUCUAUUUUGGUUUGUAGCCUUUAGGUGGCCUGCAUUUGCUUAAGUUAGCAUAAAUGCUAAGGGUGUAACGGUAGCAAAUCAGGCCUGAAUUAUCAUAUCAAACCCUACAAUUACCGCAGCCAAAGUUAUUUCGCAACAUUAUCAUCUGUGAAGCUAUGAAUGUGUAUAUUAUUGACAAGGAAUUAUAGCCAAGAUGUUUACAAAAAUGAGUUGAAUAAGUGAUAUAGGAGCCUCAUCUUACAUUGCACAAGUGUUAGUUCCCGGUCGGUCACUACCCAUAGAUAACUUCCACGUCUAAUUGCAGUAAUCCCUUGUCCUAGGUUUGAGCUGAGUGCAAAAAUGCGUGAGGCUUCUCUCAUUCUGAAGAACCACCUGAAUGAUGAUGUCAAAACACUGAAGAGUAAAGAAGUGGUGGGUUUCAGCAUGUCUCUUUAAUUCCUCGGUUUUAUUAUAUCCUGGAAAUCUUGAAUUUCCUUUACAAAAUUAGCUGCUACCUGAUUUUUUGAAACAAAUAACUUGUUUGUUAUUUCCAAUCCACACAUAAUCUCUCAAGUGUUCCCUCUAAGUAUUAAGAGUGGUAUUUUGAAGUUCCAUGACUUGAAGAGGUGGUUGCACGAACAAGUCUCCUUUGUCCAAUUCAUGCCACACUAAAUAUGCCACACUAAAUAUGAUGAUAAACACUUAAGACCUCUGCAUGGUUCUACAAUGUCUUCCUGAUGUUCCAAGUGUUUAUAAUCAUAUUAGUAUGAUAACCUUUAUGUAGCCGUAUUCCAUCAGUGAUCUUAUCCCACAUCCUCCCUCCUUACCCCUUGUUUUGUCCUGUAGCUCUCCAGCACUCACACUGUGCAGCUGGAAUGGUUCCGCAUCUCUAGUGCAAAGAUGGCCCAGCCGCCCCGUGUCUCAGACUACCUGAUGGCCUUCACUGAGGUCUCCUCUGCCCUGCUGGCCCACGUCGUCAACAUGACCGAUGGCAAUGGUAACACGGCCUUGCACUACAGCGUCUCCCACUCCAAUUUCACUGUGGUGGGGCUACUACUGGACACAGGUUAGUUGGAGUGAGGAGUGUUCACUUAUCUCUGGGAAGUUAGGGUCAGGGCAUAUGACCUUAGUGAAGAGAUCAUGUCAUAAUGAAUCUUCAGAAGUUUGGUAUUUAUGGUCACAUUAGUUAUGCCAUUUAUUUAUCGUCAGGAAGUUUCCAUGCCCCGGGGUUUCACCAUGGGGUGGGUGUGCUCUGUGCAGGCAUGUGUUGUGUAAAUAAGCAGAACAAGGCAGGCUACACUGCUAUCAUGCUGGCGGCCCUCUCAGCUGUGAAAGAGGAGGAUGACAUGGUGGUGGUCAGGAAGCUCUUCAGUCAGGGCAACGUCAACGCCAAGGCCAGCCAGGCAAGUCCUUCUCAAAUCACUUCAAAUCCAGUCUAUCCCCUUAGUCAAUGCUGCUUGUGUGUGUUCGCUAACACCAUGCUAACUGGGCUACGUCGUGUUUAGGCUGGCCAGACAGCGCUGAUGCUAGCCGUUAGCCAUGGACGGCAGGAGAUGGUGCGGGCGCUGCUGGACUGCGGGGCUGACGUGAACGUGCAGGAUGACGAGGGCUCCACAGCGCUCAUGUGCGCCAGCGAGCACGGCCGCGCCGAGAUCGUCUCGCUGCUCCUGGACCAGCCGGGCUGUGACAUCUCCAUCGUGGACAAUGUGAGUUCCUUUGCUGUCUGUCUGGCUGUUUACCCUGUACACUCAGUGUGUCUUCACACGCUUCCUCUUUCUUCUACCUCUUUUCCGUUUCACGCUGAACUGAAAGAACUAGGCAGGUCAAAGCAAGUGCUCUGAUAGGCUUUUGCCAUGUUGUUUUAUAUGUCCUAUCUUAACAUCAGUGCUGCAGAUGAAGGAGUGGAGAGCAGGGGAGGAAGUCACUAGAUUAUUGCAAUGCACCCAAGAAGUGAAUAUAAAAACACAUAUUACAUUUAUUUUAUAAAUCCUUGUUUGUUUCUUUUUUUAAUGAACGCACAUUUUUAAGUUAGCAAUAAGACAUAAUAUUUGUAUAAUCUGUACACCAGUGUUUUUCUACAGUAUGACUUUACAGUGGAUUUUUCUCAGACUAUUUUGAACCUCCAGUCCAGACUGAUAUCUAAGAGCACACAUUACAUUUACAUUUAAGUCAUUUAGCAGACGCUCUUAUCCAGAGCGACUUACAAAUUGGUGCAUUGAACUUAGGAUAGCCAGUGGGACAACCACCUUUCUUUUUUUUUCUUUUUUUUGGGGGGGAGAAGGAUUACUGUUAUAUCUGGGGCAAAAUGAGUUAGUCAUGCAGCACAUGGAGUGAGUUUCAGUAGGACACAGCUAGACUGAGAGGGGCUGGGAAAGUAUUUAGGAAGAUGUUUUUUUCAACCCUGUGACAAUUGGAUACAGCUAAUUCUUCAGGACUGUGAGGCAGACAGAAAUGUGGGUUAACCCUUUGCUGGUUUGAAGACCUAGAUCAGGGGUGGGCAACCUUAAGGGCCACUGUGGGUGCAGGGUUUUAUUUCAGCCAACUUGGAACAAAUCCGAUUAAUCUACCCGAUUAAUCCAAUCAAAAUGUUGAUAAGCUACGAUUAGUCGGUGUGUUGCUUGGCUGCCUGGAAGAAAAGCCUGUACCCACACCGGCCCUCGCAGUGUAAGAUAGCCCACCCCUCACCUUGACUGUAUACAGUAAAGACACAGUUCUAUAUUGCAUGAAUUGCAUAUAGCUUCUUAUUCUUUCUAAACUGUGUGAUGAGGCUGUGAAUGGGCAGGAAUCUUAUCUGUGUCCCGCCUCAGAGGGUUUAUAGCAAAGCCUGCUGUCCCUUUUGUCUUCCUCCCUCUCUAGGAUGGCAGUAAUGCUCUUUCCAUCGCCCUGGAGGCCUCUCACAAUGACACAGCUGUGCUGCUCUACGCCCACAUGAACUACGCCAAAGCCCAGGCAGCUGUGAGUUCCCCAAACUCUGGUCUUGAGGCCGAGGGGCCUGCCUGGUUUUAUAUGACAAACAGCCAGUUGGCCUUGAAUCCAGUAUAGGUCACACUCACAACAUAUCCGUAUCAUGCGCAAUUUCACUUCUAUUUGAAGUGGGUAAUAUUAGCGCCUCGGCUACACUCCAAUGUUUAGUUUGGGUGUGGUAUGUUGGCUGCUAGUUGAAAGAUCAUGUCUUGGCAUGUGUAGCGGUAGUGACCCCUAGAGCAUAUUCUUUACAGCUAUAUGUAUUUUUACUGUAUAUUGUAAUUUUUGCCCUGUUUUACUACUAUCACUCUGACAACAUUGGUAUAUUUAUUUCAGGGGACGAACAAGUCUCGAAGCCCCACUAGUCCUCAAAAGACAUGGCCUGCUGCGGAGUGAUGGGCCACCAAGAUGGAAAAACAAACAUAACUGGACAUAAGCGUUGAAAAAGCUGUAUUUAUAUCAUGGCAUACGUUAUUCAUUUGUAUUGUUAAUAUAAGAUUGUUAUUUUUCCAUAAAUGUCGUUAUUAUAUACGAUACUAAUCUGCAUUUGCAAAAUGUUUGACUAAGUCGAGGUCUGCAGCAUCUAUUUUUCUAUGAUACAGUAAAGCAGACCUCACAUUUAUUUGCACUCAUUUUCUGUGUUUAGUUUGAGUUCCCCUCCCCCUUUAACUGCCUUCUCAAUCUUCAUGCCAACAUAGUUCAAGUCUGCACUAACUGUCUAUGCCUUGUAUAUUUAUGUAAUGAUUUUCAUGUAAAAAAAUAAACAUAUAUUUACAUAACAUGUGACACUGUUACAUUUUGUACUAAGCAGAUAU